This is a messenger RNA of Lampris incognitus (smalleye Pacific opah), 3954 nucleotides long. It is a transcript of the gene epha2a, whose product is annotated as eph receptor A2 a. NCBI's taxonomy places the organism in Eukaryota, Metazoa, Chordata, Actinopteri, Lampriformes, Lampridae. The record is from RefSeq and is a predicted model, not a curated record. Gene Ontology annotation, molecular function: protein binding; ATP binding; transmembrane-ephrin receptor activity. The transcript is spliced from 17 exons. Gene Ontology annotation, biological process: protein phosphorylation; axon guidance; cell surface receptor protein tyrosine kinase signaling pathway. Gene Ontology annotation, cellular component: neuron projection; plasma membrane. The coding region runs from base 97 to 3099 and encodes 1000 amino acids.
CACACGACCGAGGACGCCGGCGGAGCGAGAGAGGCAGGACACCGCGAGCCCUUCUUAUGAGAAAGUGUCCUGGAUGAGUGUUUAAAUCUCAGCAACAUGGAUUCCCGUCGGGUCAACCUUUUCUCGCUUCUGCUCCUCAGCCAGAUAUACAGCAGCCUUCAGUCAAAGGAGCAAAUAUUGCUUGAUAUGAAAGCCUCAGGAGGAGAGUUGGGAUGGCUGACGUCACCGUACGAGGAUGGGUGGGAGAUAGUCCAGACCGUGGUGAAUGGCUCCCUUCUCUAUACCUACAGCGUAUGUAACGUGGAUGCUGCUGACCAGGACAACUGGCUACGCACCACCUUCAUCCAGCGACGUCCCGGGAUCACACGGGUCUCUGUAGAGCUCCGUUUUGUCGUGCGAGACUGCAACACCUUCAACGGCGCCUCGCUGGCCUGCAAAGAGACUUUUAACCUGUUCACGUCAGAGGCCGACGCCGACGUGGGCACCAACUUCCGCAAGGGCCAGUUCCGCAAAGUAGCCACCAUAGCUCCCGACGAGAUCACGCGGGGGCGAGGUGCACUGAAGAUCAAUAUGGAGACGAGGACUGUUGGGCCUCUGUCACGGAAAGGAUUUUAUCUGGCCUUCCAGGAUAUGGGGGCUUGCGUCGCACUGCUCUCUGUCAGAGUCUACUACAAAACGUGCCCCUCCACGAUACAGAGCUUGGCAGCCUUCCCGGAGACGGUGGCUGAUAACCUCAGGGAGGUGGAGGGAUCCUGUGUGGCGAAUGCUGUGAGACCGUCCACCCCACGCAUCUACUGCACAGCUGAGGGAAAAUGGGUGGUGCCAGUCAGUCAGUGCCAAUGCCGCGCAGGCUACCAAGCCAACGGCGACUCCUGCCAAGAAUGUGAGCCAGGCUACUUCAAUCCAUCCGUAUCCAGCGAGGCGUGCCAGGUCUGUCCUGAGAACACCGUGGCCUCUACAGCUGGUGCCCUUGAAUGUCCAUGCCAUGAAGGAUACUACCGGUCGACCUCUGACCCUCCGACAUCAGCAUGCUCUGCGCCGCCAAGUGCCCCUCGUGACCUGGCAUCCACCACCCUGUCAGCAGAGGGCAGGCUGCAGCUGUCCUGGGCCCCUCCGCUGGUGACAGGAGGCCGCAGUGACCUCACCUACAGUGUGGUGUGUGAGCACUGCGACGGGGACCUGUGCGUCCCUUGUGGCGAGAAAGUCCGUUUUCAACCGGGGCCCACAGACCUGCAGGAGACCACGGUCGUAGUGAGUGAGCUGGAUUCCCAUCUCAACUAUACUUUCACUGUGGAGGCGCACAGCGGGGUGUCCCAGUACAGCAGCCAGAGACCCACGUCUACUAUCGCCACCACUCUCCACUACACGGAUCCUCCCAAAGUGACGUUAAUCCGUCUGGAUGAUCGCAGCCCUACGAGUCUGUCCCUGUCCUGGGUCCUGUCCCGUCGACCUCCCGCUCACGUCAGUCACCGCUAUGAGCUCAUGUACCGCAGGAAGAUGAAAGAAACAAAACUGAAAUCCAUAUCCCCCCCAAUGACUCCAUUGAAGGACGAUGACGGCGAGCGAGAUGUGACCACGUACACAGUCCUGGUUCUGGACAAAAGCACGGUCCAGAUCAACGACCUCUCUCCAGACACAACCUACAUUUUCAGGGUCCAAGCGCUUAGUCCUGAAGGCAACCCUGGUAGCUACAGCAUGGAGCACGAGUUUCACACGGAGCCACUGGGGGAGUCCAAGAUCCAGAACAGCUCCACAGUGGUACUGGGAGCUGUGGUAGGAGGCGCCGUCAUGCUGCUUAUCGUGGUGGUUGUUCUGCUGAUGCGAAGGAGUGAUCAUGCAUGUUUUCCUCCCAGGAAGCUGAAUUCUCGUGGCAGGGGAGGGCCUGAAGAUCCCUACUUCUCUACGGAUCAGCUGAAACCUCUUAAGACCUACGUUGACCCGCACAUGUACGAGGACCCCAACAUUGCCAUCCUGAAGUUUGCGACAGAGAUUCAUCCCAGCGCCAUUACCAAACAAAAAGUCAUCGGUGCAGGAGAGUUUGGGGAGGUGUUUCGCGGGAUCAUGAAGGCUCCAGGGCGAGGAGACGUGUCAGUGGCCAUUAAGACCCUGAAGCCUGGCUACACUGAGAAACAGAGGCAGGACUUCUUGAGCGAGGCCAGCAUCAUGGGUCAGUUUUCACACCAGAACAUCAUCCGCCUGGAGGGAGUCGUCACCAAAUUCAAACACAUCAUGAUUGUGACCGAACACAUGGAGAAUGGCGCUCUUGACAUAUACCUAAGGGACCACGAUGGAGAGUUUCCAUCAUACCAGCUGGUGGGAAUGCUGCGUGGAAUAGCCGCAGGUAUGAAGUACCUGUCAGACAUGAACUAUGUCCACCGCGACCUGGCCGCACGAAAUAUCCUGGUGAACAGCAACCUGGAGUGCAAAGUGUCUGAUUUUGGCCUCUCACGUGUGCUGGAGGACGAUCCCGAGGGCACCUACACCACCAGGGGAGGUAAAAUUCCCAUUCGCUGGACUGCCCCCGAGGCCAUCGAAUACAGGAAAUUCACUUCAGCCAGUGAUGUGUGGAGCUUUGGCAUUGUCAUGUGGGAAGUUAUGGCCUUUGGAGAACGACCAUACUGGGACAUGAGUAACCACGAGGUUAUGAAAGUCAUCAACGAGGCAUUCAGGCUGCCUGCGCCAAUGGACUGCCCGUCUGCCGUCUACCAGCUGAUGUUACAGUGUUGGUUGCACGACCGCUCCAAACGACCCCGCUUCUCAGAUAUUGUCAACAUUUUAGAUAAACUGCUGCGAAACCCGGAGUCUUUGAAAACCAUCGCUGACUUUGAUCCACGCGUGUCCAUCCGCCUGCCCAGCACCAGUGGCUGCGAUGGCGUGAUGUUCAGGUCGGUGCCUGAGUGGCUGGAGUCCAUCAAAAUGAGCCAGUACAGUGAAAGCUUUGCCUGCGCUGGAAUCACAACCAUGGAGCAGGUGCUGGCCAUGAGGCAUGAAGACAUCAGGAAUGUCGGAGUACGGCUGCCCGGUCACAUGAAGAGGAUAGCCUACAGCAUCCUUGGCCUCAAAGACCAGACGAGCUCACUAAAUGUGUUCUCGGUGUGAUGCGAGCCUUCAACCAAUUAGCAAAUACACCCCGAUCAGCCAUGCCAUUUCACUGAUGGAUAAAGAGGACUGACCGAGUCGGGGUUAAACCGAGACUGACUAUUGGUAGCUUGGCAUGACUGAAGAGGACCAUCCAAGCCACUCAGAAAAGACUGAGAUUGAAAAUACUGAAGUACUUUAUUACAGAGAGGAUUAUUUUAUACUUGUGUAAAGAUGUCUCAUUCUAUUGAACACAAAGACGAGUCGUGUAAUAUAGCAAACAAAAGCCUUAAAGUGUGUGUGAAACAUGAGACGGCACAGGCCUCCUUUUGUCUUGUAUCUAUGUCCAAAUUGGAUGUCUUAAAACCGAGGAACAUUUUAUAGGGCUCUCUCGACCUCAACAGCUUCUUCAAGCAGACUUUUUCUGCCAGUGUUUUCUGGACCCUUUAGUCCGUGGGUUUUUUGUACACGUUUGUUUAAAAAUCAGACAUUUUUAAAUACAAAAUUAUGCUGCUCAGGGGAAAAGUAUGUUAGUCUUCUUGUAAUGUUUGAUGUUUUGUACGUCACCCACGUUUUGUGUACCUACUAAUGCAUUUUCCACAAGUCAGUUGUUUUACAAGUUUUUUUUUGUUGGUUUUUUUUUUACUCUGCAGCCUGUCUUAAUACCGAUUGUCCAUGAUUAUUUAAUAUUUAUUAUAUUUUCUAUUUAUAUCAGUAAAUGAGGAAUAACACUGAACUGGCACAUUUUCAAGGCUUUGUAUUUUCUUGUUUGAAUAAAAAACCACGUUGCCUUGUGACCUGACUCACUUCCAUAUAAGUGACUGGUCAAUUGGUUUUGGGGCAUUGUGCAGCGUGUGCAUCACAGCUGGAGUUGGU